AUGGCGACAUACUUGCCCAUUUCAUCUCCAUUUAUUCGAUUCGCCAGCCGUUUCGUCGAUGAAUCAUUUGGUGUCGCCGCCGGUUACAACUUCUUCUUCUUCCAGGCAUCUCUAGUCCCGUACGAAAUCACAGUGUGCAAUCUCGUCAUUCGUUAUUGGACUGAUGCUAUUCCUGUCUGGGGCAUAUGUCUGAUCUUCUUGACGCUGUACGCGCUCCUCAAUUAUUUCAAUGUCUCCUUCUAUGGCGAGGCCGAGUUUUGGCUAUCUAUCGGCAAGGUGAUUCUUAUCGUCGGGCUUAUCUUCUACACCUUCAUUGUCAUGGUUGGUGGCAAUCCCAAGCACGACGCUUUUGGCUUCCGUUAUUGGAAGAACCCCGGCUCCUUUGCCACACUAUACCGGGAGGGAGACACGGGUCGUUUCCUCGGAUUUCUAUACUGUCUGGUCCAAGCAGCUUUCGCCGUCGCGGGUCCGGAAUACGUAUCGAUGUGUGCCGGCGAGGCUGAGAACCCGCGCAAGGUACUACCUAAGGCGUAUAAGUCUAUCUUCUGGCGGUUGACCACAUUCUUCAUGCUUGGUUCACUCGCUGUGGGCAUCCUAGUCCCAUACAACGAUCAAAAGUUGAUUGACUCUUACAAAGCUGGCGCGCAUGGCGCUGCGGCCUCACCGUUCGUGCGAUCCAUGGAUAUGCUUGACAUUCCAAUCUUACCACACAUUGUGAACUUCUUGAUCUUAACCUCCGCAUUCAGUGCGGGCAACAGCACACUGUACUGCGCGACCCGCAGUCUUUAUGGUCUUGCACUAGAGGGCAAGGCACCUCGUGUGCUCGCAAACUGUAGUAAGGGCGGAGUACCUUAUUGGUGCGUCACCGUUGUCUUUUGUAUAAGCCAACUUGCCUGGCUGCAAGUCAGCCAUUCGGCGAAUGUCGUCUUGACCUGGUUUGUGUCCCUAGUAACCGCAUCGCAGCUCAUCAACUUCUGCGUCAUCGCGUACACCUACACACGAUUCAGAAAGGCGUGUGCGGCACAGGGAAUCUCGAGCUCGCUCCCGUACAAGGCACCUUUUCAACCUAUGGCAGCUUGGUUUGCGCUUUGCUGUUGCCUGGUCCUCACCCUCAUUGGUGGCUGGACAAUAUUUAUAGAUGGAAACUUCGACGUGCCUGACUUCCUAUUCCAAUAUAUGAUGGUCUUUGUAUUCCCAGUCAUCUUCGUCGGUUGGAAGAUAUGGCACAAGACGAAAUGGCUUGCGCCUGCCGAGGUUGACCUGACCACGGAUGUGCGAGCUAUCGAGGAGUAUACAGCGAAUUAUGCGCCUAAUGCUUCGCGAACGAAGUUGGGCCGCCUGCUUGAUAAAGCCUUCUUAGUUUAG
This is a messenger RNA of Phaeoacremonium minimum UCRPA7, 1365 nucleotides long. RefSeq names its product putative general amino acid permease protein. Gene Ontology annotation, cellular component: membrane. Gene Ontology annotation, biological process: amino acid transmembrane transport. Bases 1 to 1365 code for a protein of 454 amino acids. Gene Ontology annotation, molecular function: amino acid transmembrane transporter activity. The record is from RefSeq and is a predicted model, not a curated record. Lineage: Eukaryota; Fungi; Ascomycota; Sordariomycetes; Togniniales; Togniniaceae. The transcript has 2 exons.